AUGACGGAGUGGACCCUGCUUAAACGUCUCCUGGAUGCUGUCCACCAGCACUCCACCAUGAUCGGUCGCCUGUGGCUCACCGUCAUGGUUAUCUUCCGGCUGCUUAUUGUCGCUGUUGCAACCGAGGAUGUGUACACCGACGAGCAGGAGAUGUUUGUGUGCAACACAGUGCAGCCAGGAUGUCCCACCGUCUGCUACGAUGCGUUUGCGCCCAUCUCGCAACCUCGCUUCUGGGUUUUCCACAUCAUCAGCGUCUCCACGCCGUCGCUCUGCUUCAUCAUCUACACGUGGCAUAACCUGUCCAAGGUGCCCCACAACAACAUCCAGAGGCAGGGGCAAGGACCAGUGGACAUGCCAGGGCAGGAAGGCCCAGAUGUAGGGCGAGGCGGUGGACAGGAGGUGUAUGAUCCAAACUGUGACUCGGACAGCUGCUCCAUCCACUCUCAUAAGCAUCUCGGUCACAGCCUGGCAGAUGUGCUGGAGGGCAUCCCUGCCCACAGCCUCCAGAGGGGAAACCCUAACAACAUGGUACCCUUGAGUCACACCCGAGUUUGCACCCUCCGGGGUGGGAGUGCAGAGGGUCAUGUGGUCUCUGGAGGUGUUCUGUCUAAAUGUUAUGUCUUUCAUGUGUGUUUGCGGGCUGUUCUGGAGGUGGGCUUUGUUCUGGCUCAGUGGAAGCUGUUUGGCUUCCAGGUGCCAGUCCAUUUCCUUUGUACCUCGCCUCCCUGUAGCCAGCCGGUGGACUGCUACGUCUCCAGACCCACAGAGAAGACCAUCUUCCUACUCUUCAUGUUUUGCGUUGGUGUAUUCUGUAUCUUGCUCAAUCUGCUGGAGCUCAACCACCUGGGCUGGAAGAAGAUCCGACAGGUGGUGAGGCUGAGGGAGAGGGCGUCCUGGGGAGGCUGUCCAGGUAUGAGGGGAGGAUAUGAAACAUUUCCUCCAGACAGUCCUUCCCUCACAUCCUCUUUAGGCUUCAGGGACAUGACCAGCACCACCUCUCUGCCCACUUUGGACCUGGUGGUGGGUCACCAGCCUGACUGGACCUGUGCUAUAAACUGUGGCAGGAUGAGGGCUCCUGAGGAGGUCAGAGAAACAAGAGCAGAGCAACCAAAGAGACAGGACAGCCAUAAAGGAGUGAGGCAGCCUUUGAAGAGUAAGAGGGAGAUCAGAGGCUCAAAACAGAGGAGUGCUGAGGUCUGGAUCUAG
This is a messenger RNA of Larimichthys crocea (large yellow croaker), 1206 nucleotides long. RefSeq names its product gap junction protein delta 6 (gene gjd6). The coding region runs from base 1 to 1206 and encodes 401 amino acids. Gene Ontology annotation, molecular function: gap junction channel activity. The record is from RefSeq and is a predicted model, not a curated record. Gene Ontology annotation, biological process: cell-cell signaling. Gene Ontology annotation, cellular component: connexin complex. The transcript has a single exon. NCBI's taxonomy places the organism in Eukaryota, Metazoa, Chordata, Actinopteri, Sciaenidae.